Messenger RNA from Clunio marinus, 411 nucleotides. The record is from the annotation of a GenBank genome assembly. Lineage: Eukaryota; Metazoa; Arthropoda; Insecta; Diptera; Chironomidae.
AUGGCAAGAAAUCGUAAACGUUCUACAAUGAAAAGAGAAAAUAAAAGGCACGAUGAAAGUCAGAAAGCAAAAGGCAAAACAAAAGGGAAGCCGGUGGCCAAGAAAUGUGAGAAAUUGAGACGUAUCAUUACGGACAUGAAAUUCACAACAAAAUCAUUUAACAAUCACAUUGAUUCAAGCACUUACCAACAUAAUUUCAAUUUCACACAAGAAAGUCAAACGAGAAAACAUGAUGUCUUCAAAACAAAACAAAGCAGAACUGACACUGGAAAACAUUCACUCUUCAACAGACUCAUGACUAAUUACAACAUGUUUCUCAAAGAUCCAAGAUACCUCGAACACCAACCAACUGAUGACAAGCUAAAGCAGAUCAUUCGUGAUAACAUUGUAUCAAACGCAAAUGUUCCUUAA